Sinocyclocheilus anshuiensis is the source of this 2131-nucleotide messenger RNA. RefSeq names its product hsp70-Hsp90 organizing protein 3-like. The transcript is spliced from 18 exons. The record is from RefSeq and is a predicted model, not a curated record. NCBI's taxonomy places the organism in Eukaryota, Metazoa, Chordata, Actinopteri, Cypriniformes, Cyprinidae. The coding region runs from base 175 to 2067 and encodes 630 amino acids. Gene Ontology annotation, molecular function: RNA binding; protein binding.
GCGUUCGACGCAUAUCUGCGCAUGCGUGUGAGUGCGCACUGUGUGCGAAGGUGGAGAAGAAUCUCGAGAAAACACUACGUUUGGAAGGAAUGUUAAACCAUUUGGAAGUUACUUAAAUAUUUUAUAAUUUAGAAUUACUUAGUUUCAUAUAUAUAUAUAAAUAUAUUCGCUGAAAUGUCAAGAAAGAACACCAUAGGACCAGAAUACUUCCGGCUGCGUGAUAAUGAGCGCCUCAUGCGGACUCACGAGGCAGUGGUCGAUUUUAUAAAUGAUAGACCUACAAACCACAGCUUUUUAGAUGCCUUAAGUUUUGGUUAUGGGUUUGUUCCAGAAUUGGACAGAAUUGCAGCUCAGUUUACAGGGUAUGAAGGUUCAUCUGAUGAGAAUUAUUAUUAUGAUGAUGAUGAUGACGAUAGGUAUGCCAUCCGUACAAACAACAGAUACUGUGGCUUUUCUCGCAACUUCCUUGAAAGAAGUCUGCCAAAACCAUCCAGACACUUAACAGCUGAGGAAGCAGAAAGAAAUGCAAAAGAGCUAGUGGAUGAAGAAGAAAAACUUAAGAAAAAGGCAGAGAAGAAAAAACAGAAAAGGAUGAGACAGAAGGAGAGACGUCGGCUGGAAAAAUUAGAAAAGGAGAAUACAGAUAAAGAAAAAAAUAACCCGGUUCAAGUUGACCCUGGACCAGAAAAGACUAAACAUGCUGAUAAAAAUGAAAAUAAAAUUAAAAACAAAAAUUGUUCAUCUGUGCCUCCUGAUCCUCAAUGCGCCUCAGCACCUGUGCAGAGCAGUGAUAGCAGUAGUGAAGACAACGGAGACGAUGGUGAGGAAGACUCAACUAUGGAACCAGAGGAGCUUGACAUGAAUAGCUGCUUUGUGUCAAACGCAGCUGCUAUCGCCAAACGCAAACUAGAACAAAAACCCAAACCUGACAAGAAACAUGCUCAAGCAAACUCAAGAAAACAGUGUGGCUCCGAGCAGAAAGACACCACUCCGCCACGAAAACAGAUUGAUAUCAAGGAGGAGAAGUCCGAGGAGACUGUCAAUGCAAAUGACUUGAUUACGAGAAGCAUGGAGUUGGCAGUUAUAGGUAACCAGUAUGCUGUCUCAGGAAACCUGGAAAUGGCUGUGAAAUAUUUUACAGAUGCUAUAAAACACAAUCCUAAAGAGUAUAAGUUAUUUGGGAAUCGUUCUUACUGCUAUGAAAAGAUGCUGCAGUAUGAGAAAGCGUUAAAUGAUGCUGAUAUUGCUCUUUCUAUGAACCCCAAAUGGAUUAAAGGUCUUUACAGAAAAGGCAAAGCGCUUGUUGGACUGAAGAGAUACUAUGAAGCCAGACUUACAUAUAAUGAAGUGUUAAAACUGGACAGCACAUGUAAGGACGCAGCUGAGGAGAUGAUGAGGGUGCAGCUCAUGCAGCUUAUGGAAAUGGGAUUCACUAAAGAGCAGAGUUCAAAUGCCCUUAUUCUUCAUGGAUCUGUAGAAAAAGCCUUAGAAAGUCUCUCUGGUCUGUCAGGUUUAAGCCCUGUCCUAGUGCCCGGAGAGCGCAAGUUUAUGUCCGUAAAGCAAAACCCACAACCUCCAGCUAAAUUCCUCCUCGGACCUCUUCCUCAGAAUCAGCCUAGACACAGUUUGCCAACCGCUUCUCCAGUUCGUCAUCAUCCUCCACAGCUAUUCCCCAUCUGGGUCGGAGAUCUGGUGCAUUCUAUAACCGAGCCAAAGCUUUAUGACUUAUUCAGAUCUGUUGGGCAUGUACAUAGUGUAAGAGUGUUACCAAUGAGACACUGUGCAUUUGUUAACUACACCAAGAAGGAGGACUGUGAGAAAGCCAUAGAAGAUUUCCAUGAUUAUGCCAUUGAUGGGACAACUCUAGUGGUGCGUUAUCCAGAUAGGAUUCACGCACGUCUUGGAGUGUCCAGAGAUGCAUCUACAGAGUCCUCGGGGAAGAAUGGCAAACAGCCUGAUGAAUGUUAUUUUUGGAGGACAAAUGGCUGCAUUAAGAAUGGCUGCACUUACAAGCAUAUACCAGAAAACAAAGGUAUUGACCGAAAUCAAGCCAAAUCACACCCCUGAUUCCCAGCACACCGACAGGGAUUUAACCAUCUCAAUCACUGUAAUUAGUUGGAUACAGUAAAAA